Messenger RNA from Drosophila busckii, 1367 nucleotides. Its product is annotated as protein phosphatase 1 regulatory subunit 21. Lineage: Eukaryota; Metazoa; Arthropoda; Insecta; Diptera; Drosophilidae. The transcript has 5 exons. Bases 93 to 1346 code for a protein of 417 amino acids. The record is from RefSeq and is a predicted model, not a curated record. Gene Ontology annotation, cellular component: early endosome; membrane.
UCCGCUCUGAUUAAAACAAAAAAAAUUGUUUAAACUUUAAACAAUUAAGUCUAGGCUUGGUGUGUGUGUACGCCGUCGAUGCACCUGCCUAAAUGGCGGAGAAAAUGGCCAGCAUGGAUGGAACAGUGCCGGAAGCCAAGUAUCAGAAACUGGCAAGCGAAUAUUCAAAGCUGCGGGCUCAAGCUCAAGUGCUGAAGAAAGCGGUGAUAGAUGAACAGGCCAAGGAAGGGAAUCUGCGAGAGCAAUUACAACAGAGUGCAACCGCGCUGAGGCGCACAGAGCAAGAAGUCGAUUCGCUGGGCUUUCGAAAUAAGCAGCUAGAGUCACGGGUUUCACAGUUGCAGCAAGAGCUGACGGUGUACGAACAGGCGCGCAAGAAGGAGCCAAGCAGACGUGGGCUGUUGGGUGGCAGCAGGCAGGAGCCAGAGGCACCGAGCACAAAUGCAGCACAGGAAGCGCUUAUUUUUGAAGAGUUACAAAAGAAAAUUAUGGAAAAUGCCCAACUGACAUCAUUGAUCGAUGACAAGCAACGCGACUUGGACCUGCACACGGAACGCAUAGCGGCGCUGGAGCAGAAGCUAGAGAAACGCACUAGUGAUCAGAAUGAACUCGAAAAACGUUUGCGCAAGGAGUUGGAAACGUUGCAGCACAGAAAUUGUGAAUUGGAGACAAAAGUGGUCGAUGCAGCUAGCAUGUUGGGCAGUGAGGAUGCUCUGAGCGCCACCGGCAGCGACAGCACGCCACUGCAUCAUAUGCAACCGUCACAACACCAGCUACUUACAAAUGCCGCUGCGUCGCUCUCAGCUGACGAGCGCAUUGCAUUGCUGGAGAAGGAGGUGGCUCACUGGCGUGCGCAGUACGAGGUGUCAAAGCUUAGCAUGAACCUCAACUCAAAUUCGAAUAGCAAUAAUACGGAUCUCAGCAAUGCCAGCAGUGCGUGCAGUUGCAGCACUGCUGCUGCCGGCGUCACUGUCAAACCCUGCUGCCCGGACAGCAAAAGCAAUCUGCGCGCACGCGACUCCAUGCAAGAGGCAGCAGAGCCGCCAAGCAAAGAGCAGCUAAUCUACAGCCUUUUCAGCAAAAAGUAUGAGGAUUUGUUGCGGCUUAAAGCGGAAGCUGAGUCACGAACGCGUUCUUUUGAGCAAGAGGUGGAACAUUUGCAAAUUUGCCUGGAGAAUGCCUCGCAGGAACUGAAAGAUAAGGACGAACAGCAGUCCAGCCUGGGCUGUGCACUACAAAUGCUCGAGGAAGAACUGACCACAACACGCUUUAACUAUGAGGAACAGAUUAGCGUUCUCACGGAACAAGUGAUUAACUUAAGCGAUCAAUUGGCUGCCAGCAAAUGAAUAUAUGUACGCCUCGCUUCU